Molecule: messenger RNA, 1658 nt
Organism: Ailuropoda melanoleuca (giant panda)
Lineage: Eukaryota; Metazoa; Chordata; Mammalia; Carnivora; Ursidae
Product: F-box only protein 6
Exons: 6
Coding region: 589-1449 (286 amino acids)
Biological process (GO): glycoprotein catabolic process; SCF-dependent proteasomal ubiquitin-dependent protein catabolic process; ERAD pathway
Cellular component (GO): endoplasmic reticulum quality control compartment; SCF ubiquitin ligase complex; cytoplasm
Molecular function (GO): ubiquitin protein ligase activity; protein binding
Source: RefSeq, a predicted model, not a curated record
GCCGGCGGCGCAGUUUCCCGCAGGCGGGGACUCCGGGGCCGCGGGCUGGGGGCCCCGGCAGCGUGGGGUACGCGCGGGGCAGGGUCCGGCGCGGCCGCCUGGCUCCGACUCCGGGAAGUGCUGCCUGGGAGCGACGCGCUGGCCACACCUCGCUGGUGGCGUCCCGGCCCGAGGCCCAUCUGGGACCUCCUGGCACCCCCCACUCCCGCGGGUCUUGGGACGGGCAGCAAAUUUUCCCAAGCCUCAGCUUCUGCUUUCGAGAAAUAGGCGUAGUAACUGUGCCCGCAGGGGUCCUUGAGGAGGUCGGGACUAGGGCGGGGCACGUGGGAAGCACAGGUGCCUCUGGGGUCCUAACUCCAGGCCCCAUCCUUGCGCAGUCAGGCUUCGCCCUAGACCCACGAAUGGCAGAAACUAAGGGAGGCGAUGCGACUGAUAACGUGCGGCCAGAGACCAGACUCUGGACGCCUGGGAUGAAGAGCCCCUGGCCCGGGUCCCUGGAAAUCUGAGGGGUCCACCUCCUUGGUCAGGGCUCGUAACCAGUGUUGCCCCCACAGGCCUGUGGGCGCCCCCUCCCUGCCCUCCCCUGCCAUGGCCCUGGUCAGCAUCAACGAGCUGCCCGAGAACAUUCUGCUGGAGGUGUUCACGCACGUGCCCGCCCGCCAGCUGCUGCUGCGCUGUCGCCCCGUCUGCAGCCUCUGGCGAGACCUCAUCGACCUGGCGACACUCUGGAAGCGCAAGUGCCUGCAGGAGGGCUUCAUCACCGAGGACUGGGACCAGCCCGUGGCCGACUGGAAGGCCUACUUCUUCCUCUGCAGCCUCCGCCGGAACCUCCUGCGGAACCCGUGCGCUGAAGAGGACAUGACAUCCUGGCAAAUUGACUCCAAUGGGGGAGACCACUGGAGGGUGGAGAGCCUCCCUGGAGACCAUGGCACAGAUUUUCCGGACUCCAAAGUCAAGAAAUACUUUGUCACAUCUUUUGAGAUGUGCCUCAAGUCCCAGCUGGUGGACCUCAAGGCCGAGGGCUACUGGGACGAGCUGCUAGAUACCUUCCGGCCUGAAAUCGAGGUUAAGGACUGGUUUGCUGCCAGAGCAGACUGUGGCUGUACGUACCACAUCCGAGUCCAUCUGGUCUCAGACAACUACAUUGUCCUGGCUUCCUUCGAGCCCCCGCCUGUGACCAUCGAUCAGUGGAACAAUGCCAAGUGGACAGAGGUCUCCCACACUUUCUCGGAUUACCCCCCAGGGGUCCGCCACAUCCUCUUCCAGCAUGGGGGCAAGGAUACCCAGUUCUGGGCAGGCUGGUACGGGCCCCGCAUCACCAACAGCAGCAUCAUGAUCAGCCCUAAGAUGACCAGGGACCCGGCCCCCUCCACAGCUCAGCCUGAGACCAUGCAGGGGCAGAAGGCUGCCCGCCUGCCCUCCUCACUUCAUCUCCACAGGCCCUUCUGACACUCUGUCAUCUGCUGGCCAUUCAUCCGUCCUCUGUCUGGGCCAGUCGACUUCCAAAGGUCCCCUCCAGCUCAGCCUGUAGUGGGCAGUGAGGGCCCCUCCCCCGGGAGCGCCUGCCCCAGUUCCAACCUUGAGCAAACCCACGUUUGUGGCUAACUCCUGCAAUAUACUCUGACGUUUUGUGACAAUAAAUGUUUUCAGUAAAACCA